AUGAAUUACGAGGAUUUAAGUUUAGAGGAUUUGAGGCAGGAAUGCACUACUAGGGGAAUAGAAUUUGUGCCCAAAGAUGGGAAAAGAAAUCUUUGUAGCAAGUUAAGGGUUUUUGAUAAUGCCACUGGGGAUUUUUCUGCUGAUGAGGGUGAGGGUGAUGGAGAGGAAGCGGAGGCUAUAGGGGGAGACAGUACAGUUCCAGGGGUUCUUGACCAUCAGAUUAGGAUGCUGGAGCUGCAGAGAAAAAUGAGAGAGGAAGAAAUGGUAGCAAUAAGGGAGGAAAGGGAGGCCCGUAGAGAGGAGUGGGAGGCCAGAAGAGAGGAAAGAGAAGCAAGGAGAGAAGAGGAAGAAAGAAGACUGAGAGUUAUGACUAUAGAACUGGAGUUGAAAAAAUUAGAACAAGAGAAAGCAGUAAGAAAGUUACAUACCAUUCAGAUGAGAGACAUGAGAGAAGGGGAGGACAUUGAUGACUUCUUUAGAGUUUUUGAAUUGACUGCUAAAUCUCUAUUCGUACCUAAAGAACAUUGGUUAGGCAGUUUAAUCCCGAAGCUUAGUGAAAGGGCCAAGUCUGUUUAUCUGGAGAUGAAAGACCCGGAUGCACAAGAUUACGAUAAAACUAAACUGGCUAUUUUAGAAUCGUAUCAGUUGACUGUUGAUCAUUAUAGGUAUAGGUUCCGCCAUUCGGAGAAACCUGAAGAAGACUUUGUUCAAUGGAUGAGGAGAACCAGGCGUUAUCUUGAUAGGUGGAUGAUGGUAGCGAAAGCAACGGAUUCAGCCGAGAAGAUCCUAGAACAAAUUACUAUSGAAAGAAWGCUGGAAGCAGUUGGUCCUGAACUACGSACGUGGCUUAAGGAGAGAAAAGUUGAAACGGCAGAAGAGCUAGCCAAAGUAGCCAAUKAGCAUAUCCAAGCCAGAAAAGGUCCUUUAAUAAAUGGAAGGUACAUUUCCACAGAAAAAUYCAAACCUAGGAAACCRCUAGAGAAACCACCGGAUAAGGAGGUACCAAAAGAGGAAAAGAAGUUAAAUUCUGACUUCCGUGGUAAGUGCUUCAAAUGUAAACAAGUUGGUCACAUUUCCAUCCAUUGUCCAAACAACAAACCUCCAGCACAUCAGAAACCUCAAUCWGGAAGUGGAUUCUUGUGCUUGACACCACUAGAUGAAGGAGAACGGUCCUCUGAGUACUAUGUUCAUGGUUCUAUUGAGGGAAUAUCAGCAAAGAUGUUGGUAGAUACAGGUUGCAGUCGCACUUUGAUACAUCGUAAGUUUGUAUCUAAAGCAAAAGACCUGGCCACCGAUGAAAGUAUAACCAUACUUACAGCUUCUGGUGAGAGAGUAGUUGUACCGCUUACUUGGGUGGAUAUUCAAGUGGAUAAAGGUAAGUAUAGGGAAUUAGUUGGAGUCGUGAAUAACUUACCUGUUGAUUGCUUGUCAGGUAGAUCCUCAUUUGGACGAGUAUUCUCAAGAGACGACUUGCUUAAUUAUUGGAAAGUAGAUGAAUCAGAUGUUGAAACUGCGUUGGUGACCACCCGUAGUCAGGCAAAACUAAGAGCUCAAGAGASGAGGGAAAAAUUGAUGGACCGUGAGAACAAUUUGGCAUCGAAAACGUUGUCAACUGGUGUAGAGCAAGAACCCAAAGUCGUGCAUAGAAGCAAGGAGGACUGUGAGAAAGAAAUACCGAAUKUGGGACAGAAAGAAGCUGAGGUAUGCCAAGUUAAUAUUCUUGAUAGAAAUAUUGAUCAAGUCAUUCAAGAUCAGAAAAAUGAYGUCACGUUAAAGCUUUGUUUCAAUGUAGCCACUAAGGACGCUCCAAAAGAGAAAGAUGGAUAUUUCUUCCAGAAUUAA
Exaiptasia diaphana is the source of this 1842-nucleotide messenger RNA. RefSeq lists its product as uncharacterized. The transcript has a single exon. Bases 1 to 1842 code for a protein of 613 amino acids. Gene Ontology annotation, molecular function: nucleic acid binding; zinc ion binding. NCBI's taxonomy places the organism in Eukaryota, Metazoa, Cnidaria, Anthozoa, Actiniaria, Aiptasiidae. The record is from RefSeq and is a predicted model, not a curated record.